ACAGACGCGAGUGUUGCUAACAAGUGCAGCCUAUGUGCAUCUCAAACAUGCCGAGGUUUCUAAGUACACACGAAACCUUUCUCCUGCAAGUCGAGCUAUUUUGCUCUCAGGGCCUACAGAACUUUACCAACAAAUGCUUGCCAAGGCUUUAGCACAUUACUUUGAAGCCAAGUUAUUGCUGUUGGAUGUAACAGACUUUUCACUGAAGAUUCAAAGCAAAUACGGUGGUGCCAACAAAGCAUCUGCUUUUACGAGAUCCACUUCGGAGUCAACGCUAGAGCGGCUGUCAGGCUUGUUUGGGGCUUUUUCUGUUCUUCAACAAAAGGAGGAACCCAUAGGCACAUUAAGGCGUCAAAGUAGCGGAGUGGAUAUAAAAUCGAGGGGAGAAGGUAGUAGUGCUCCUCCAAAGCUCAGGAGAAAUGCCUCGGCCUCGGCUAAUAUCAGUAACCUUGCCUAUCAGUCCACUUCAAUCGCAGGUUCUUUCCCACACUUUUCUCUUUACCUCAAGAAGAUGCUGGCU
Messenger RNA from Morus notabilis, 520 nucleotides. RefSeq lists its product as uncharacterized. The transcript has 6 exons. The annotation marks the transcript as partial. The record is from RefSeq and is a predicted model, not a curated record. Lineage: Eukaryota; Viridiplantae; Streptophyta; Magnoliopsida; Rosales; Moraceae.